Geosmithia morbida is the source of this 942-nucleotide messenger RNA. Its product is annotated as MaoC like domain. The record is from RefSeq and is a predicted model, not a curated record. The transcript has 4 exons. Gene Ontology annotation, cellular component: peroxisome. Bases 1 to 942 code for a protein of 313 amino acids. Lineage: Eukaryota; Fungi; Ascomycota; Sordariomycetes; Hypocreales; Bionectriaceae.
AUGGCCGAACCGUGGAUCGGGUUCCAGUUCCCCACGCGCAAGGUGUCGUGGCUCAAGCGCGACGUGCUCCUGUACAAUAUCAGCAUCGGUUGCAAAGCCGAUGAGCCUCAAUACGUCUAUGAAGGUCACAAGAGGUUUUCGGCCUUUCCAACACUACCACUCGGACUAGUCUUCAAACUCGACACUCAGGAAGUCAUAGACUUCUACGCCACCCAGGGAGCCGUCAAGAUCCCCGGAGUCCCGGAUCUGGACCCCACGCGGCUGGUCGACGGCGACCGGACGCUGCAGGUGGUCCGCCCGCUGCCCGUCACCUCGGCCGGCAGGCAGUUCGAGUUCCGAUCUCACGUGCUCGGCGUGUGGGACAAGGGCAAGGCCGGCACCGUGGUCCGGUCCGAGGACGCCCUCGUCGACGCCGAGACGGGAGACGUCUACGCCCGCAACAUCGGCAGCCUGUUCUACGUCGGCCAGGGCGGAUGGGGUGGCCCCCGCGGCAGCCCGGCCGACAGGUUCCCCCCUCCUGAUGGACUCGUGCCGGAUGUAGAGUUUGAUCUGGUCAUUGAUCAGACGGCCGCUCAUCUUUACCGGCUAAAUGGCGACUAUAACCCCCUCCACGCAACCCCCCAGUACGGACAACGCAUGGGCUUCGGAGGGAUCAUCAUGCACGGCGUAUUCGCCUACAGCCAGAUCGCCCACGAAUUCGUCCGACGCCUGGGCGCCUCGGACCCGACCUGUCUGCGAGAGAUAUCCGCCCGCUUCUCGGGCCCCGUCAAGCCGGGGGACACGGUCAACGUCAAGCUGUGGCACGUCGGGGCCGCCGCGGCCCCCGUCGAGGGAGACGUCGGCGACUACAGAUGGACUGCGCAGGUUCGUGGAGCCGGGAAGCUGUGUCUCUGCGAUGGGACGGCACAGCUGAAGAUCGAUGGGGGCGCUAGUAAGAUCUGA